GACUUGUUGUAGGUACCGGUGCUCCAUUUGCUAUUAAAGACUUGCCCACCUCGAGUAACUUUUGCAACCGUUUUGCGUUUGCUGUAACCAGCAAGCGCCCUCGACUCUAGCAAGUUCGGCCACCGCUAGAUCUCGACCCGAGUCGCAUGAAGUCUGCAAGUUCAUGAUACCAGCAACAGCUCUUCCUCUGUCGAUGUCCCUUGUCAACGCCUGCAAUAUUCCCAUCACAGUCCUGUUCUCACUCCUCGAAGAUGGCGCCUUACCAGUACCCGCCUCUCGAAAAUGCGACCCACUUCCGAAUCUUGUACAUCGAUCCAUCAGAGGAUUACGAGAAGCAACUCUCAGGAUCACUAGUUCAUGCCGACCUGAGUGAUGAGCCGGUCUUCGAUGCGCUGUCGUAUUACUGGGGAGCACCAGAUCUCUCCCGCCGGAUUCUUAUCGACGGCUGUGAGCUCGCUAUCACUGUCAACCUGGACUUGGCUUUGAAGAGGAUGCGAAGGCGACAAGAGUACUGCCCGCACCUUAGAACUGGACCUAUUCCGAUAUGGGCGGACGGUAUCUGUGUCAAUCAGAAGAAUAUUCCAGAACGCAAUCAUCAGGUGCGGCUGAUGUCGCAGAUCUACAGCAACUGCCGGGAAUGCCUGAUACACCUCGGAGAGGAAGCGGAUGGUAGUGGUGAUAUGGGAUUCAUCGAGAAAACCGUAUGUGACUAUAAUCGAUGGGACCCGAGGCGCAACUUAGCUCAAAGCUUGACCGAAUCAAUUGCCGGCAUCACCAGAGAACCUCUUUCCCAAGAAGAUGAGGAUGGCUGGACGCGCUUUAGGCAUUUGCUGAGUCGCCCAUGGUUUAGGCGGCUAUGGGUGAUUCAGGAGUUCGCAUUGCCUCAGCAAGUCAGGAUGAUAUGCGGAGCCUGGGAAAUGGCUGGCGGGCGAUUCUUUACCUUAAUUUUGACGACAUUCACGCGGAACGCAUCUUCACCCCUUUGGACCGUUGUAUAUUUUGCCGCAGCGGAGAGACCGAUCGAACCGGUUGCUCUUGAUUUUCUUGCCAGUACGAGAAUGAGGCUUGGGCGUAGUCUUGCGCCGUUGUCCAAGGACAUGUCUCCCCGGCCACUGCCCCUGUUCAAUCUACUCAGCGAGACUCGUGCCUUUGAAGCAACAGAUCCUCGGGAUCACUUCUUUGCUUUCCUUAGUCUGGCAACCGACACUAAAGAUAGCAAGCUUGUUGCCGAUUACUCUAAGACUUUGGAAGAAGUAGAGUUAGAGUUCGCGCGACAGCUUGUGGAUGAUGGGUAUGGGCUGGCCAUGCUUAGGCUGGUGAAUUAUGAGCGAGAAAGCCCGCGAACAUACCUAAGCUGGAUACCGGACUGGACUGGGAGGUUUCCGCAGCCAGAUGGCCGUAUAUGGAGGGAUCACAGUCAUAAGCAGCCAGAUCCGAAAACGGUCUGCAUGGCAACCUCAACUGAUGAGCGAACUCUUUUGGUUCAAGGUUGCCAUAUCGAAGUCGUCAAAACUGUGGGCAUGCCCAUCUCCGACGAUUUACAUAGCCUGGGAAGUAUGGAGUGGCUGAACGAGAUAGAGGUAAUGACUGCUGGGUUUACCUCAUAUCCCAGCGGUAUUGACCCCCUUGCGGAAGCGAUAUGGAGAGCCAUUAUAGCUGACAGGUCCUAUGACCAAGUGAGGCCGGCACCAGAGGCAUACGGGUCCAUCUACCGAAAAUAUUGUCAGUCUUCUGGAGAUAAAGAGGGUAUUUUCUUCUUUUUGGCCAUAUUAGCGGCCGGUUCAGUCAGAUUCUGCAUUACGACUGGAGGGUUCUUUGGGCUGGUUCCUAGCUUUGCUGAAGCAGGGGAUGUUAUCAUAACGAUAAAAGGUGAUGAAGAUCAGGCUAUGUAUGCCGUCAGGGCAAGCGUUACGGGCGAGAAUGAGGAUGAUGCGACCUAUACGUGGCUGGGACAUGCCUAUGUCCACGACAUCUGGAAAGUGAAGAAGUACGAGGAACUCGAGUGGAGCCACUUGCGGAUCAAAUAGUUCUUCAGUUGAUGAAAUUAUGGUCAUCAUCGAAACGGUCUCUGGGAUCCCGCUGGCAAUGGCCGUGGCUCUGCUUCCAUUUUUGUCGUGCUUGGUUGAAUAUUUAGAAGGAACGAAAGGUUGCGCGCCUACCAUAGGGGCUGGUUCAAAAAGUCCAGCUGGAGUGUACCUAAGGUAUCUGUCUCAAAUUGAAGAUCGCGCCUGCCUCCACUGUCUGCCAACGAACUCU
This is a messenger RNA of Neurospora tetraspora, 2256 nucleotides long. Its product is annotated as heterokaryon incompatibility protein-domain-containing protein. Lineage: Eukaryota; Fungi; Ascomycota; Sordariomycetes; Sordariales; Sordariaceae. Bases 252 to 2027 code for a protein of 591 amino acids. The transcript has a single exon. The record is from RefSeq and is a predicted model, not a curated record.